Striga asiatica is the source of this 4808-nucleotide messenger RNA. The record is from the annotation of a GenBank genome assembly. Lineage: Eukaryota; Viridiplantae; Streptophyta; Magnoliopsida; Lamiales; Orobanchaceae.
UUUCACUGGUAUCAAAACGGAAUUUUCUGCUGUAAUUCGCCAAAAGGUUCACCGUCGAAGUCAUGUCGAGAGAUCGGGCCGAUCUGAAUCGCAGUUCCGAUUCAAUCCUCAUCUGAGCCCGUUCAACAGUGAAGAAGAUCUGAACCCUUUACCAUCCAUAUCAGAUUCAUAUUUUAGCCGCAAGGAAUUUGAGCACAAUGCUGCGGUUGCGUGCCUUUCGCCAGACGAACGAUAAGAUCGUGAAGAUUCAGUUGCACCCGACGCACCCAUGGCUUGUCACUUCAGAUGCCUCCGAUCACGUCUCUGUUUGGAAUUGGGAACAUCGCCAGGUGAUUUACGAGUUGAAAGCUGGGGGUGUGGAUGAGAGGCGUUUGGUUGGAGCCAAGUUGGAGAAGCUGGCCGAGGGCGAAACAGAAUCUGAAGGAGCCUUUUCACUUAGCUCUUCUAUGGAGGAUAAAUCCUUAAUUGAGGCAAUUAAAUCACGAGGAAAACCCACAGAAGCUAUACGAGGUGGAAGUGUUAAACAGGUUAGCUUUUAUGAUGAUGAUGUACGCUACUGGCAGCUUUGGCGGAAUCGAUCUGCUGCUGCUGAAGCUCCAACAGCAGCCAAUAAUUUAACUUCAGCUUUCAGUUCCCCUCCCCCCUCAACAAAAGGACGCCAUUUUCUUGUCAUAUGUUGUGAGAACAAAGCAAUUUUUCUAGAUUUGGUCACAAUGCGUGGCCGAGAUGUACCAAAACAGGACUUGGACAACAGAUCUCUAUUAUGGCAAGUCAUGGAAUUCCUGUGUAGAUCCUCUGGUAGUGAUGGACCUCUUGUGGCAUUUGGUGGAUCAGAUGGUGUGAUUAGAGUUCUUUCCAUGCUAACUUGGAAGGUAUACUGGAGGUCACAAGGGAUCAAUUUCUUGUUUGAUGACUUUCAUGGCCUCCUCUGGGGAGGCAAAUGCAUCGAGUCCAAUUUCCAUGCCUUUAUCUGCUUCCACAUUUGUCUUGGUCUUUAUGUCUAUUGUGUUCUGUUUUUCGUUAUUCUCACUUUUAUUGAUGUGCACAUGAAUCAGGCCCUUCUGGUUUCUGGUGGUAGCGAUGGCUUGCUUGUUCUUUGGAAUGCAGAUUAUGGUCAAGAUACCCGAGAACUUGUUCCCAAGCUGAGCUUAAAAGCACAUGAUGGUGGGGUUGUUGCGAUUGAGCUUUCUCGUGUUGUUGGUGCUGCACCACAACUCAUUACAAUUGGUGCAGACAAGACUUUAGCUAUCUGGGACACAAUGUCAUUCAAGGAAUUGCGCAGGAUAAAGCCUGUCUCAAAAUUGGCUUGCCACAGUGUGGCAUCUUGGUGCCAUCCUCGAGCUCCAAAUCUCGAUAUUCUGACCUGCGUUAAAGAUUCUCAUAUAUGGGCUAUUGAGCAUCCUACUUAUUCAGCCCUGACAAGGCCAUUAUGUGAACUGUCAUCAUUAGUCCCACCUCAGUUGCUUGCAUCUCACAAGAAGCUUAGGGUGUAUUCUAUGGUUGCACAUCCUUUACAACCCCAUCUUGUGGCAACUGGAACCAACAUGGGUGUCCUCAUCUGUGAAUUUGAUCCGAAAUCACUUCCACCUGUUGCUCCAUUACCAACAGCUCCGGGAAGCCGAGAACAUGCUGCUGUUUAUGUUGUUGAAAGGGAACUGAAACUGUUGCAAUUUCAAUUGUCUAACACUGCAAAUCCAGCUCUUGGCAGCAAUGGCUCCUUAAAUGAAGUGGGAAGAGUCAGGGGAGACACACCAGAACAACUUCAUGUGAAGCAAGUCAAAAGCCAUAUCAGCACUCCUGUUCCACACGAUUCAUACUCAGUUCUCUCUCUGAGCAGUUCAGGAAAUGAUUGGUCGAUUGUCGAUUCGGGUAGUGCGAGGCUCUUGGCUUGGGACACCUGCAGGGACCGGUUUGCGCUGCUGGAGUCCGCAUUGCCGCCCAGAAUGCCAAUAAUCCCUAAAGGCAGCUCCUCCAGGAAAGCUAAAGAAGCUGCAGCAGCAGCCGCUCAAGCUGCUGCGGCCGCAGCUUCAGCCGCUUCCUCCGCCAGUGUUCAGGUACGCAUAUUGCUGGACGAUGGAACAUCAAACAUAUUGAUGAGGUCAGUCGGUAGCCGCAGCGAACCAGUGAUCGGUUUGCAUGGAGGAGCACUACUUGGUGUCGCUUAUCGGACAUCUCGAAGGAUAAGUCCUGUUGCCGCCACAGCCAUUUCAACAAUUCAAUCCAUGCCCUUGUCGGGAUUCGGAAGUGCUACCAAUCCUUCUUUCAGUGCCUUGGACGAUGCAUAUUCCUCACAGAAAUCUUCUUCGGAGGCGGCACCUCCGAACUUUCAGUUAUUCAGCUGGGAAUCUUUUGAACCAGUUGGAGGUCUUCUUCCUCAACCAGAAUGGACUGCGUGGGACCAAACUGUUGAAUAUUGCGCUUUCGCCUACCAGCAAUAUAUUGUCAUAUCCACAUUGCGCCCUCAGUUUCGGUACCUUGGGGAUGUGGCGAUCCCUCAUGCGACCGGAGGUGUUUGGCAUAGGAGGCAACUGUUUGUGGCUACCCCGACUACCAUUGAGUGUGUCUUUGUGGAUGCUGGCAUUGCACCUAUUGACAUAGAAACCAAAAGAAGGAAGGAGGAGAUGAAGCUUCAGGAGGCACAGUCGAGAGCCAUCGCGGAACAUGGUGAAUUGGCAUUAAUAACAGUUGAUAGUCAACAAAAAGCCUCGCAAGAGAGGGUCACUUUGAGACCUCCUCUGUUGCAGGUGGUGAGGUUAGCCGCUUUUCAGCAUUCCCCCUCCAUACCUCCAUUCCUUACAUUGCCUAAACAAUCUAAAGCCGACGGUAAUGAUUCUCCAAUACCAAAAGAGAUGGAAGAAAGGAAAUAUAAUGAAGUUGCCGUUGGGGGUGGAGGAGUUGCAGUUGCCGUUACUAGAUUUCCGUCUGAACAAAAACGACCGUUAGGACCCCUUGUUAUUGCAGGCGUGAGGGAUGGCGUUCUGUGGCUGGUUGACAGGUACAUGUCUGCGCAUGCAAUUUCACUUAGUCAUCCUGGAAUCCGUUGCCGGUGUCUUGCAGCAUAUGGAGAUGCCGUUAGUGCGGUAAAAUGGGCGAGCAGGCUCGGCAGAGAACAUCACGAUGAUUUAGCUCAGUUUAUGCUCGGGAUGGGUUACGCCACUGAGGCGCUUCAUCUGCCUGGUAUAUCCAAGCGACUGGAAUUUGAUCUGGCAAUGCAGAGCAGUGAUUUGAGACGGGCUCUUCAGUGUCUGCUCACAAUGAGCAACAGCAGGGAUAUUGGGCAGGAAGCUCUGGGGUUGAAUUUGAAUGACAUUAUGAAUUUGUCCUCGAAGAAGGAAGAUGUUGUGGAGGCUGUUCAGGGAGUGGUUAAGUUUGCUAAGGAAUUCCUCGAACUUAUUGAUGCCGCUGAUGCUACUGCGCAGGCUGACAUUGCUCGGGAAGCGCUUAAGAGGUUGGCUGCUGCGGGUUCUGUGAAAGGAGCUCUGCAGGGCCAUCAUUUGAGAGGCCUGGCUCUGCGCCUUGCAAAUCACGGAGAAUUGACUCGGCUCAGUAAUUUGGUGAAUAGUUUGAUAUCAGUCGGAUCAGGAAGAGAAGCUGCUUUUUCAGCUGCUCUUUUGGGUGACAACGUACUCAUGGAGAAAGCUUGGCAAGAUACGGGGAUGCUUGCAGAGGCUGUUCUUCAUGCUCACGCCCAUGGCAGGCCCACAUUGAGAAGCCUUGUCCAGGCCUGGAACAAGACACUACAGAAGGAGAUGGACAACACCCCAUCCACCAAAGUCGACGCUGCAGCUGCUUUCCUGGCCUCCCUCGAGGAGUCCAACAUCACAAGCCUCCAAGAUGCCGCCAAGAAACCCCCAAUCGAGAUCCUCCCUCCCGGGAUGGCAUCUCUGUAUGGACCCAACCCAGGCCAGCUCCGUCCCAAAAAGUCUGGCUCUGGCCCCACCAACCCUGCCCUCCCAAGCCCCCAACCUACUAAACCUUUGCAGCUGGAGGCCGCUCCACAAACCGAACCUGCCUCCGAGCCAGCCGAGCAGGAGGAUGUGGCGGCUGUUGCUCCCUCUGAAACCCAGCCGCCGGAUUCUGCUGUUGUGGCCGAGACUGAGUCGGAUGAUAAUACUUUGGAAAAAAAUCAGGAAAAGAGUGUUGAUGAGGCUGAUGGUGAGGGGCCCACGUCGGGAAAUGGUCCGGUUGAGGAGGAUGGAGGGGCCCAGCAUGCCAAUGGCCAACAGAAAGUUGUUCGUGAUGAGCUGCCCAUGAUCGAUUUUACCUGAGACUGAGUGCGUAUUGGAAUUGGAUGAUGAGAUAAUAAUUUUGGUGAUUUUUUUUCUGCUUGGCGGCAGCCAAAGGGAGGAGGAGUACGUUGGUUGGGGUUUGUGUGGUGUUGUGAAAGAGAAUGGCUGGGGUUAGAGAUAUGAUGUGGUUUUUUGUGUUUAUAGUAUAGAGUCCCCUCUUUGGGUCGGUUGUGUUUUCUGUCGUGUCUUUGAUCUUCCAGGUGCGAUUUAUGUACUGUAAUGUAUGGUUGUAUUUUUUGGGCAAUUCGUUCAGUCUGCACGAUUAAAAUUGAGAUACUGGUACUGUAUUGUAUUUCCUGUAAAUUGAGAUUGAACAUAUGCACUUUAGACAGUUCGGUUUGGAUAUUUAGAGAUCAUCAAAAUCCAAUCUCCGUAACUGUACUGAAAAUUGUGACAGUUCGGUUUAGAGAUCUUUAUAUUUUGAUUCGGUUAAGAGUUUCGUGGGUGAUAUAGCAUAGAGUGCUCGAUCUUCAAAACCAUACCAGUUUAAUUUUUUUACCAAUUCGGAUCAAACUAAAA